AUGUGCAAGUACUGGAUCUUUGCAUGUGCUGCCUUGUUCCUCUUCAUAUCUCUGCAGGAAGCUGUUGUCUUUCGACUCAUCUACAUGUCCAUGUUUCUCUACUUCAUCAUCUCAUUCCAGGUGAGCUAUAGUUUUUGGCGAGCGACAAUAAAGGUGUUUUGGUGGGUGGUCAUAUUGUAUUCCAUGAUUGUCCUCGUCUGCAUAUACACCUACCAGUUCGAUGGCUUUCCAAAGCAUUGGGAAAGUUUCACUGGCAUGAGGAAAGAAAUGCUUCUGAACUUGGGUUUAAAGGAGAUCGACACGACGGAAUUGUUCAUUGACCUUUUGACCCCGACCUCGUUUCUCAUAGUGGUCAGCAUCCAGCUUCACUACUUCCAGAAUGAUUUCCUCAAGAUGAGUGACCUCAACCGGUUCAAAUCCAUGGAAAAUGAACCGGCUCCCGAAAGAAGGGAAACAGCUGACAGUGCAUUAGCUAGUAGAAGAGGUCGUAAAGAUAGGAUCCUCAUAUUUUGCACGUAUCUUUGGACUAAGUUCUACAGGUUUCUCAAUAUGACAAGUGCUGUUCUGUGGAGAUUUGUGGAGGUGCACAUCUUCAAAGUUACUGUCACUACGAUAUUCAUCUGCUGCGUCUACGAGGUGUCAGCGCUGAACACUCUCCUAGUGCUCGUGGUUGUCAUUCUUCUUCCAUUUCCUCGGUUGCAUUCCACUCUUUCCAUUCUGCAGAUGAUCUUAUCGUCUGCCAUCCUUCUCUUCAAAAUGAUCUACCAGAUGAAUAUAAUUGUCGAUGACCUCAUGACCUCAAAUUGUACUAGCAAUGAUUCUUCAGUACUCAUCCAUCCUCCAUUCGAUCAAACACUCAACAACACCAACUUCAUCGGCAUACACAAGGACAAAAAUAUGGCAAGAUAUCUCAUGAUCUACAUAAUAAUGAUCCUGAUGUUGAGCCUGGAAGCAAUAGUUCGCUACCACCAGAUCCAGCACUACCGCCAUCCUCUGCACACACCGCCCAUGGACGGCAUCGUCUUCAUGUACAUCAAGAGACAACACGCUGACCAGGGUCUUUCCCAAUGUUGCAAGUUUUUCAUCAACUACUCCUUUUACAAGUUCGGCAAAGAACUCUGCUUCAUAAUAUCCAUGACAACAAUGGUCGUUCGUCUUGAUUUGUAUUCGGUGGUGUACGGGGUCUUCCUCGGUGUGCUGCUCAUGCUCCACAGACGUCACUGCGCGUUCGUCUGGCCCGUCUACAUCAUCUUCCUGGUCAUUCUGCUCGUUGCUCAGUACCUCUCUUGUGUUGGAGCUCCUCCCGCUCUAUGUUGGGUGUACCCAUGGAGUUAUGACCUCAGCAAGAACCUCAAAAUCUUCCUCUACCUUCCUGACUAUGAGAAUCCUCCGAAUCCUCGCAAACUCAUUGGUGAUUAUUUCCAGUUACUGUUUGCCUGCUUGCAGUGGAAUGUUUUCUCCAUUGAGGCUCACAAGCUGGAAGAAUUCGGUGGAGAUGAUAAUGAGAGCAUCAUCGAUCGGCUGAACAAAAAAGUUAAAAACCCUCAAUCAGAUUUUUUAUCUUAUAAAGAUUCCUACUUGGAUUACAUAAAAACUGUGCUCUUCUUCUAUUCAUUCUGGGUGACGCUGAUGGUUGUUUUCAUAUCCGGUAUGUCUAGGAUCAGCCUCUUCUGCCUCGGAUAUCUGGUUGGCUGUUUUGUCUUCCUCUGGUUUGGGGAGGGAAUGCUGCUGAAGCCCCUGAAGAAACUUACAAACAUGUGGAUGGGUCUCUUGAUGUAUUGCUACCUGGUUCUGCUUGCUAAAUGUAUACUGCAGUUGUUAGGCUGUGUGUACAUAUCACAACUGAACCAAGAUUACUGCUGGGUCAUACAAUUGUUCAAUAUUGUCUGUCUCAAGUCUACUACCUAUGUUAUAAGCAAAUCGAACAUAUCAAAGUGCAACAUGUCGGUAGAUGAGGCAGGUUUAUCAUGGGAUGCCCUCUGUUUCGCCUUCCUCCUCUUUAUGCUGCGCAUAUUUAAGACCUGGUACUUCCAACACGUUGUCAAUGAGCUGAGGAUCAAUAACAAACUGGCUGCCAGAGGAGCUGAGCUGAUAAACAACAAGCUGAUAGAUGACAUAAACCUUCUAAGAGCCAACGAAGAGAGGGUACUGCAGAAUAUAAAAGUGAAGAUGGAUAGGAUUCGUACGAAACAUGCUGCCUGCAUGCAAACCAGGAUGCUCACCAAGGAACAAUUCGACGACCAUUACACUAUUAUAAGAUCUGGCGACUACUACAUGUUCAAGGACGUUGAUGAGGAGGACCAGGAGAUGACGGAUGGAGACACGAUGAGUGAGGAAGAAGAUUCCAACAACAAGGAGCAUGAUGAUUGGAGGAGGAAGAGGACCACCGUGGCUCCUACCACUCUGCUGGCGACAGCAUUUUUCGGAGGUGGGCCAAAAGAGGCACUUAGUUUGAUUGAGAAGACGAGCAACUUCUCUCGUAGCAUCAGCAUAAGUUCUGCCAAGGAGUACACCACACCUGAGGCAGACAUGUCGCCUACUUCAAUUCUUGAUGGAACGACGUCCACCAUGCUCGGUUCUGAGAUUGAUGAACUUCGUCCCUUCACGGUUGACGACUACCCGUCAAUGGUGACGACAUCUCUCUCCACCCAACCAGUCACAACUACUUCAUCUACCGUAGCUCUACCAGACAAAAUCACAACCACCUUCUCCACAAUCACUCCGCACACGACUACCUAUUCCAUGUCCUCCUACCUGGCACCCACCACAUCAUCUUAUCAGAAGCCUCUUCGUCACAGUGACGUCAUGCCAAGUCUUCCUGAGGUGACGUUGGAGAUGGAGAGUGAGAUGAGUCCUGUCGGAUCUAGAACCGUAUGUCCUUCAGCAGACGAUUCAACUGUGAUGGAGGGAAAGAAAGAGGAAGAAGAAAUUGAAGAGGAAGAACUUGAUGAUGAUGUGAUUGACGAAGCAACAAAAAAAGUUGAGACAGGUCUGAAGAUGUGCAAAAUUGUUCUCAUCGGAUUCAUUGACACCCUCAUCUUGCGCAUCAACAUAUCGACCAGACACUACAGAUCCGUCUCCAUGAAGCUGCAUGAGGAAAAGGAAAGGGAAAAAUUAUUAUCUAGGUUUUGCAAACUGAUUGCACUUUUUAAGGAUUCCAUGCUGAAGAUGCCAAGGGUUGAGUCGGACAUGUUGGAAGAGGAUUCAAAGGAUGGCGUUGCUGUUCUCAAAGAAGAUGAAAUAACGAACCGAAAGAGAAAGGAGAAUGAGUUUCACAACACAAUGCCUCGCAUCAUCGUUCUCAUCAUUGCCAUUUCCGAAGCGCUUGUAGCUCGCACGGACCUCCUCUGCUACUUUGCCAUGAUCUUCAACACGCUGAUGAGCGCCAGCAUCCUCUCCAUCGUCUACCCACUUUCUGUUUUCUUCUGGGGCAUGCUCAGCGUCCCCAGGCCCACAAAGUUCUACUGGGUUACUGCCAUUACCUACACUGAGGCUGGUUGCUUUUUUUAUUUCCACUUAUUUUCAUUGUACAGUGACAUGAUUUUCAUCAUAGUGAUCAAGUACUUGUUCCAGUUCAAUUUCUACCCAUGGAACAACUCAACGGAGAAGUUCGCCUGGCCGCAAAUUAUCGGCAUCGAGAAGAAGGAAAUGUAUGCUGCUCUCGACUUCUUCGUCCUCUUCUGUCUCUUCAUUCACCGGACCAUGCUGAAGAAACGUGGAUUGUGGACACAUGGGUUGAAGGAUGAUGCCAAGUACCUACGCCAACCUCAUUCGAAUAACAUCUCCAACAUAGAGUGCAACAGAGCUGGAGGCGACAAUGCACUUGCCGGCGAUGGAGAGCCAAAGAAAUUGAGUCCGUGUCAGAAGUUGUUAAAUCCCAUUAUAAACUUCUACCAACACAUCACCCAUCCGAAGUACUCAGCAGUCAACGACGUCUUUGCUCCGAUGUUCGCCUGCGAUCUGUUCACCUUUCUCAUCGUUCCUGUUCCCUUCCUAGCCAUGCUGUUGGUUCAAUUCCUGCUCAUCAUCAUCGAUCGGGCCUUGUACCUGAGAAAGUUGGUCUUUGGCAAGUUCAUCUUCCACAUCAUCCUCGUCAUCAUCGUUCACACCUGGAUGUUCUUCCUGCUGCCCAUCAUCACUGACAUACCGUUUGUAAAGAACAGAGCAGCUCAGUUGUGGUAUUUCACGAAAUGCAUCUACUUUGGGUUCUCGUGCUAUCAAGUCAGGUCUGGCUAUCCAAUCAGAAUAUCAGGAAAUUUCCUCACUAAAAAAUUCGGAUAUUUCAAUUUGUUCUGCUUUAAAGGAUUUUUGGCAAUUCCUUUCCUGUUGGAGCUGAGGGCACUGACAGACUGGAUGUGGACAGACACCACUCUUGCUUUGACCAGCUGGUUGCAAAUGGAAGAUAUAUACGCUAACGUGUUUGUGCUCAAGUGCUGGAGGAAAAUUGAACAUGACAGUCCAACUCCACGAGCGAUUCCCCGACAUCCAGUUGUGAAGUAUGGAUUGGGAGGUCUCGUACUCUUCCUUCUCAUCUUCAUCAUCUGGCUGCCUCUUCUCCUCUUCUCCAUGUCAAGUAGCAUCUACGAGCCCAACCCUCCCAUCGCUGUCAGGUUCCAGUUAAGUGUCGGUGGUUACAUGUCCUCUCAGCCGAUCUUUAAGACAUCUAUCAAUAGGAACCAACUCUCGCCAAUCGACCCCAAGGAAUAUGUCAACUUGAAGCAGAUUUACAUGCACAUACCUAGAGCACUAGCAUUUUUGAACGCCUACCGGGAAGAUGAUGUUUACAAAAUAUCGAUUGGCAAUACGUCGUCAUCAACCUGGGAGAUCAGCUAUCCCACCGAGAAGAAACUCUUGGAAGACCUGAAAAGCAUGAGGAACAUGAGUUUCUCCGUUGAUAUCACCAUAACCAGGGAUCCACCAUUAAACGGAUUAACAGAGCGUGAGGUGUCGGUACACUUCACGCGUCCAAUGGAUCCGGACAAUCCCAAAGACAGGGAUGCACUCAAUAAGACUUUCAGGAUGAUUAAUGGAUCCUACAAAGAAUCAGUGACGAUAGAGAAUUUGUUUCCGAGAUACUUGACAGUGCCAUCGAGGAAGAGUGUCAAUGAAUCUGGACUCCUCUACCACGGUGAGAGUAGCAAGCUGGCUCACAGAAGCGACAUCACACUGUCACUGCACCAGAACAAGAACGACAAAUCACGCUGGUGGGAACUGAAAGAGAACUGCUUCAGAGAGAUGAGGGAGCACGAUUUGUCCGUCUGCAACUCCGGGCGCGGUUCUCUCAUCGUGGCGUUCAGCGAGCGCAUACCAAAGGGCGUCCUCACCUACGUCAACAAUUUUGGAGUGAUCGGUCUCUACGUUUCUGUCAUCCUCGUCAUCGGCAAGUUCGUGCGGAUGCAGUCGGUCGGCAACAUCCAGAACAUCAUGUUCACCAGUCUGCCCUAUAUCGAGAGGAUAUACGGCCUCUGCACGGAUAUCUAUCUAGUCAGACAAGCGCGCGAGUUUGCGUUCGAGGAACUUUUGUUUGCGAAAUUGAAUUUUCUGCAUCGGUCUUCUGAGACUAUGAUUGCGUGGACCAGAUAUCCUAAGCCUAAAACUGACUGAUGAUGGUUGAUGAUGAUAUAUCGUAGCUUUAUAUACUUACAUAGAUAGUAUUGAUAGCAUUUAUAUGUAUAUAUACAUAUAGAUUUUUCUACAAUCUUGUACAUAAAAUCGAACUUAUACUCACCUCUUAUGUAAAGAUGGAUAUUGAAAAGAAAUAACAAUCAGUUAAAAAACAAUUGUU
Helobdella robusta is the source of this 5785-nucleotide messenger RNA. RefSeq lists its product as hypothetical. NCBI's taxonomy places the organism in Eukaryota, Metazoa, Annelida, Clitellata, Rhynchobdellida, Glossiphoniidae. The transcript is spliced from 35 exons. Gene Ontology annotation, molecular function: monoatomic cation channel activity; mechanosensitive monoatomic ion channel activity. Bases 1 to 5604 code for a protein of 1867 amino acids. Gene Ontology annotation, cellular component: plasma membrane. Gene Ontology annotation, biological process: regulation of membrane potential; cellular response to mechanical stimulus; detection of mechanical stimulus. The record is from RefSeq and is a predicted model, not a curated record.